Symbiodinium necroappetens is the source of this 786-nucleotide messenger RNA. NCBI's taxonomy places the organism in Eukaryota, Dinophyceae, Suessiales, Symbiodiniaceae. The record is from the annotation of a GenBank genome assembly.
AUGGACCCACCUUCUGAGGACGAACUAAGCCCGUUCGACCUUUUUGGAUCUGAGAGCAGUGGUGAAGAGCCUGUACCCGAGACGCGUUGCAGGAAGAAGAUUUUUCGCAGGAAGACUGAAGAAGCUGGUGAGGAGCCUGAGCCCAAGAAGCAGCGGAGGAUGGAGCACCUGAACGACAUCGUCUUGAAAUUCCGCGAAGGAACCAAGCCAGCAUGCUCCGCGUUGCUUCGCUGGGCUUCCCCGGUCUUCGAUGGUAUGUUCAGCUCUGGCAUGAAGGAGGCAACUGAGCAGGUCAUUGAAGUGGAAGUAGCCACUCAAGAGGAAUUCGAGAUCUUUUACGGAUUGAUACUGCCUGGCGCCCGCUGCGAAACGCAGGUGACGCCCGAUAACGUCCAUGCCCUGCUCUGUAUCAGUGACUACUACCAGGUGGACUUUGUCAAAGAUGCCUGUGAGGAGCAGCUGUUGCGCAUGCCGGUAACGGUGGAGCGACUUCUGCAGGCCCACAAGCAUGACCUUCUCAAGCAGUAUAGGCGCUGCAUCGCAUCAUUGUCCCUCAUCAGCCAACCUCAGGACUUGGAUGCUUUGCCGCCAGAUGUCCUCCUCGAGCUGACGAAGGAGAUGCAGGAGCGACUCAAGCAGCUGCGAGGCAAGGCUAAAAACCUGUCUCAGAUCGUCUCUCAGCUUCCUACCGCCAGAAAAGGAAGUGUUAAAGGAGUUGGCGGGGGUCUGACCAUCUCCAAGGCGGACAUCCAACAUCUGAGGGAUGUGGUGAACAUGCUCAAGUAA